This is a messenger RNA of Vespa mandarinia (Asian giant hornet), 2542 nucleotides long. RefSeq names its product U3 small nucleolar RNA-associated protein 25 homolog. Gene Ontology annotation, biological process: maturation of SSU-rRNA from tricistronic rRNA transcript (SSU-rRNA, 5.8S rRNA, LSU-rRNA). Gene Ontology annotation, cellular component: nucleolus; small-subunit processome. Gene Ontology annotation, molecular function: rRNA binding; U3 snoRNA binding. The record is from RefSeq and is a predicted model, not a curated record. Lineage: Eukaryota; Metazoa; Arthropoda; Insecta; Hymenoptera; Vespidae.
GAUUCAAACAAAUGAGCGCGAAUCCUUUUAAGCGAUUUCAGCGACGCGAAGCGGCAGAUCGUAGAAUCAAGUAUAAAGAUUAAUUAUAACACUUGGAAAUCUUGAAUUAGUUAAAAUUUGUAUAAUGGCACGUGGUAAAAAGCCUGUACGUGGUGGAAAACGAAAAUAUGACAGACAAUAUGAGCCCCGACGGAAACAGAAGAAAGGAAAGUUUAAUUUUAGAGAAGCAUCGUAUGUUAAAGAACGUGAAUUGAAAAAUGAACAGAUAGAAAAUCGUAGGAGGUUAUUAGAGAAGGAAAAGGCACAACGAAGGGAACAUGAAACUGACAGUUCUGAGGAAGAACAGGAGGAUUCUAUGAAGGUAUUAUUAGCAACAUUGUCGGAUAAAAAAGAGCUUAAGAAUUUUGCUAUCGAGUCUGAAUCCGAAAAUGAACAAUCCGAUGAAUUAACCGACGCAGAAAGUUCAAACAGCGACGAUGAUAGUGUUCCAAAUGAAUGUGACAAUGAAAGCAUAUUAAUAGAAGAAAAUGACAAGGAGAUAGACGAUGAUAAUGACAACGACGACAUGGUAAUUGAUAUUAAGGAAGAUGAAGAGGAGGAUAAGGAAACUGCUGAAGAAGAUGCUGGCUACUUGAAAGAUCCUUUUUCUAUACAUUUAAAUCAUGAUUUAGACGAUGAUCUUUAUAAAGUCAUUUCAUGUAUACCACAAGUUAUAGAGAUUACAAAAUUAAAUUGGCCAAUACUUGGGAAUAUAAUCUGUGAAAUACCAAAGUCAGAAACAAAUUCGAAUAACACUGAUAAAAAAUGUAAAGUUUCUGUUUUAGAAACAAAACAAUUUGCUCGGCAAGGCAAAAUUCCUAUAUUAAUUGAAAGCAUAGAUUGGAAUAAUCUAUAUAUAAAAUCGCAAAUCCAAGAUAAUAUUACAAAUGCAAAUUCUGAUAAUAUAAAAAAUAAUCUAGAUACUAAUUUAGUUCCAUUAACUAAACUGCAAAAAGAAUUGUUUUCCAUAAUAAAUAAUUAUCAGGAUUUAUAUUAUCCGGAAAGGACCUUUUCAAAUGCCGAAGAAAUUAGAUUUGUAUAUUGUUUACAUGCAAUUAAUCAUAUAUUAAAAACUAGAACCAAAAUAUUACAUCAUAAUGCAAAAAUAGCUAAAUCUAAAAGUUCAUCCAGUGCUGAUAUUCCAGAUGAAUAUAGAGAUCAAGGAUUGGUCAGGCCAAAAGUUCUUAUAAUCGUGCCUUUCAGACAUUCAUGUUUAAAAAUUGUGGAAUUAUUAAUUUCAAUAUUAAUUGGCGUAGAUAAAGGAGGUUCAGUGAUGAACAAAAAUAGAUUUAUGGAAGAUUUUAGUGGAAAUGAAUUGGCUAUGCCCAAGAAAAAUCCUAAACCAGAGGAUUAUGAAUUAACAUUUCAAGGAAAUACGGAUGAUACUUUUAAAAUUGGUAUAUCAAUUACAAAGAAAACUUUAAAACUAUAUUCAGAAUUUUAUUCGUCCGAUAUUAUUAUUUCAUCUUUAUUAGGUUUAAGGAUGUUGAUAGGUGCUGAAGGUGAAGCAGAGAGAGAAUAUGAUUUUUUAGCAUCUAUAGAAUUAUUGAUUAUGGAUCAAUCUGAAUUGUUUUUUAUGCAAAAUUGGGAUCAUAUGAUACAUAUUUUAAAUCAUUUGCAUUUACAGCCUAAGGAAUCUCAUGGCAUAGAUUUUUCUCGCGUAAGAAGUUGGUGCAUAAAUGGUUGGACGAAGUAUUAUCGACAAACAUUAAUAUUUUCUGGUAUACAAUUACCAGAGAUUCAUAGUAUCUUUAACAAAAGGUGUUUUAAUUAUGCUGGAAAGUUAAAAGUAAUUAAUCCAAUAUAUCCUGGUUCUAUUUGUCAAAUAAUUACUCAAGUACCACAAAUUUUUCAUAAAUUCAAUGCUACCAGUCAUACACAAUCUUUAGAGAAUAGAAUGGAAUUUUUCAUAAACAAAAUAUUACCACAAUACAAGGAUAGCGUAAUGAAUCACACAUUGAUUUUUGUAUCAUCUUAUUACGAUUUUGUAAAGCUUCGAAAUUAUUUGAAAAAAGAAGACUUCAGUUUUGUACAAAUUUGUGAGUAUUCCAAAGAAGCAAAAAUAGCACGAGCAAGGGAUAUGUUCUUUCACAGCGAUGCACAUUUUUUACUCUAUUCAGAGCGUUUUCAUUUUUUUCGAAGGAUACGUGUUAAAGGAAUUCGACAUAUUAUAUUUUAUGCUUUACCAACAAUUCCACAUUUCUAUAGUGAAAUUUGUAACUUGAUGCAAGAAGCUAAUCAAAAUCCUAAAGCAGGUUUAGAAAGUAAUAUGACUGUAACUAGUAUAUAUUGUAAAUACGAUGUUUUUGCAUUAGCUGGUAUAGUUGGUACAGAAAAAGCGAGUAAAAUGAUUGCGUCAGAGAAAUCAGUGCACAUGCUUAUUACAAGCGAAUAAUUUUUGCGUGUUUGAUCGACUGUUGAUCUUCUUUUUUUUUUUUUUUUUUUUUUAUACAAGCAUAUUGAUGUAUAAAGAAUAAAUAUAUUUUUCUAUGUAUAUUAUAUA